Messenger RNA from Saccostrea echinata, 1401 nucleotides. Its product is annotated as phosphatidylinositol N-acetylglucosaminyltransferase subunit C-like. NCBI's taxonomy places the organism in Eukaryota, Metazoa, Mollusca, Bivalvia, Ostreida, Ostreidae. Gene Ontology annotation, cellular component: glycosylphosphatidylinositol-N-acetylglucosaminyltransferase (GPI-GnT) complex; membrane. Gene Ontology annotation, biological process: GPI anchor biosynthetic process. The record is from RefSeq and is a predicted model, not a curated record.
UUUUCUUCCCCUUCUUUCCACUCUUCUUCUUUUUAGGAGGCAUUUUGGUGUCGUUUUAACUAUAAUAUUGAUUAAUUAAAACAAUGUCAAAAGAAAUAAUCAGAUUAUUUGCUAUAAUCUCCCAUUCCUAUUGUUUUCAUGGAGGACACCAUCUUGUUGUCAACAAUGACUGUGAUGUCAUUUCCUCGAUACAGCUUAUUGGAGAGAUCACGUGACAUUCCACAUGUUCCACAUACAGGGAAAAUGGCAGCGCACAGGAAAACAAAGUGGCGAAAAAUUUUAUAUGAGCAUCAAAAUGUUCCAGACAACUAUACAGAUGAUUCAUUUCUGGAUGCAAUGAGAAAGAAUCUAUACAUCAGAAAAUAUGAAUAUUGGUCUGUCGUGAGGGCAUCUGGUGAAAUAACACAACAAAUUAGUAGCAUGUGUUUGUUCAUUGUAUCUUUUAUCUACAUGGAUGAUAGACGACUUUCACCAGACAGUCUAGUUGUCAUUACUAUAGCUGCCUCUGUGAUUGGUUAUAUAGUUAGUAAGCUAGUGGACAAGGUUACUAAAUCAAACCCUACAGAGGAUGAGCCUCAGAGAACUGUUUUGGAAGAUCUGAAAACUUUUGUGAUGUUCAUGGGUUUUAGUUUUUGUUUGUCCCCGGUGCUUGUGUCCUUAACAGAAACCAUUUCAACAGACACAAUCUAUGCUAUGACCACUAUGAUGCUUCUUGCCAAUCUGGCAUUCCAUAAUUAUGGUGUACAGGCAGCAUUGGUGUCAGAAGCAUUUUCACUCAAUGCUGCAAUAUUUGCCUCUGUGUGCCUGGCAUCCCGACUCCACAGUUCCUUGCAUGCGUUUGCCACCGUCACAUUCUCACUUCUUAUCUUUGGUCUUUGGCCCAGACUUAGACAUAAAGUAAAGAAAGCCCUUCCUGUCCUAAAUGUAAUUCUGACAGUGGUAUUAGGAACUGUUGCACUGUUAGCUUUGUUUACCAUCUCCAUGGUUACAGCAGUCAUGUUUAUUCUAGGUCAUAUGUUUAUAACAUUUAUAUGUCCUGCCUGGUUAAUCAGUCUACAACCUCUGAAGAACAAUAUUCAUGGGCCCUGGGAUGAAGCAGUGAUAAAAAAUGACUGAAAUCUGAAGAGUGGAUGAAGCAGUAAUGCAGAAUAUGGUAGAAUGUCAGGACGAGACAAAGGUCCAAGAGUACCUGGUACUAAAACUUAGAUACGGACAAAGGUUAUUCAAGUUCAUGGAGAACUGGCACAGUCAUCGAGACAGAUGGACUAAAACUCAAGUUUUAUUAUGUCAGAAAAAAAUACAUAAGUUUAUACUGUAAGAUAUUAAAGUAGUGGAAGAAAGGCUUUGACAGAUCAGUUAUAAUGGUUCAAUGCUGCACUUGCUGGACUGAGUAAUUAUAGU